AUGCUAUACCACUAUAAAAACUUGAUCUGUAUCUUGAAUAUUAAUAAUAAUAAAAAUGUCAAACAAAACAAAAUUAAAAAAACUGAUCAAAUCUUACAUCAAAAUACCAUUAAUGCUACAUUUCGUGCACUUAACAAUUUCGAAAACCCUAAUAUUUGUGAAACUGCUCACAGCUUUGGGGUUUCAGAGACAACUCUUAGCCAUGCAAUAAAAAAUAAUGGCUCACUUAAAUGUCCUAGUCACACAACUGUCUUAAGCAAACAUGAAGAAACACAAUUAGUAGGCUAUUGCAAAAACAUGCAACAAUUGGGAUUUGGCUUAACAAAAUUGGGAAUUAAUUACUAUGUAAUAGAAAUUGUUUGCAGUAAUAAUUGUAACCAUCUAUUUGCUAAGAAAGGGCCUGAACAGGCCUAG
Messenger RNA from Cetraspora pellucida, 414 nucleotides. NCBI's taxonomy places the organism in Eukaryota, Fungi, Glomeromycota, Glomeromycetes, Diversisporales, Gigasporaceae. The record is from the annotation of a GenBank genome assembly.